CCCUUCUCACACUCACACAAGGCCCUCGGAUUACAGAGAGAGAGAGAAGUGGGCUGCUUCAUUUUUCAUUUGUCUUCACUGAUUGUGAGUUGUUGCGCCCAAAGCCAUGACUGUGGAGAGUGUUGAGGCCGUUGAGGUUAAGGCUGCAGACACCCAAAUGACUGAGGUUUCUGUUUCUCUUCCAGAGGAGGAGAAAGCUGUGGAGAAAGUUAAUGAAGCCAAGCCCAAAACAGUUGAGAAGAGCUCCUCCUAUAGGGAAGAGAGCAAUUUCCUCUCUGAUCUCAAGGACAAUGAGAAUAAGGCGCUGAUCGAGUUGAGAUCCAAACUCGAAGAAGCCAUCCUUGGAAACACUCUCUUCAAGAAGGAGGAGCUCAAGAAAGAGACUGCAAGUGAAUCCAAGGAGGAACAGUCUGCCGCCGCUGAGGAGAAAGAGAAGGAGCCCGAAGCCACCGAUGACGCAGCCCCAGAAGAAGCUGAACCGAAGACAGAAGGAGAAGACAAGCAAAGCAGCAGCGAAGUGGAGAAACCGGAGGAGGUGGUGGAUCGGGAUAUCACCCUGUGGGGUGUGCCCCUUUUGCCCAGUAAGUGCGCCGAGGGAAACGAUGUAAUCCUCCUGAAGUUCCUGAGGGCGAGGGAGUUUAAGGUGAACGAGGCCUUUGAGAUGCUGAAGAAAACUCUAGAGUGGAGGAAGGAGUUCAAGACGGAUUCCAUCCUGGAGGAAGAGUUGGGACAAGACAUCAGUUCGGUUGCAUACAUGAAUGGAGUUGAUCGCGAGGGUCACCCCAUCUGUUACAACAUCUAUGGGGUGCUUGAAAAUCAAGAGCUGUAUCAAAAGACUUUUGGGACUGAGGAGAAGCGCAACCAGUUCUUGAGAUGGAGGAUCCAGCUGAUGGAGAAGGGAAUCCAGAAGCUCGAUUUCAAGCCUGGCGGUGUCACCUCUUUGCUCCAAAUCAAUGAUCUCAGCAACUCCCCAGGACCCUCCAAGAAGGAGAUCCGGAUCGCCACAAAGCAAGCUGUUGGCCUUCUGCAGGACAAUUACCCAGAAUUUGUCGCAAGAAAUAUCUUCAUAAAUGUUCCUUUCUGGUACUAUGCCUUGAACGCCCUCUUAUCCCCUUUCUUGACACAAAGGACCAAGAGCAAAUUCGUCUUUGUUCGCCCAUCCAAAGUCACUGAAACACUUCUCAAGUACAUCUGUGUGGAGGAAAUCCCGGUCCAGUACGGUGGGCUCAAGAGGGAGAAAGACACCGAAUUCUCCAUUGAAGAUGGUGGAGUUACAGAACUCGUUGUCAAGGCUGGAUCAACUGAAACAAUCGAGAUACCUGUCCCCGAGGUUGGAACCACAUUGGUAUGGGAUCUGACUGUAUUGGGUUGGGAAGUGAAUUACAAGGAGGAAUUCGUGCCGGCGGACGAGGGAUCUUACACCAUCAUCAUCCAGAAGGGGAAGAAGAUGGGGUCACAGGAGGAGCCUGUUCGCAACUCUUUCCGCAACAAUGAACCAGGGAAGGUUGUGCUGACCAUUGAGAACAGUGUGAGCAAGAAGAAGAGGAUUUUCUACAGAUACAAGACCAAGAACUGCUCCUCCUUCUGAGAAAGAUAAAUAAUGUAUCAUUGAAAAUUGGGAGGGAUUGAGGGAUGGAUACAGGAAUUGAAACUUCUUUCAUUCUUUUAGCAGGAUGAGUAUGAUCCUGUGAUAUGAUUUAUUUGAUUUGAACACUUUGGUUUUGGAUUUAUUAAUAUGUUUGAAGUUUAUUACAUGAGUUCUUUUCCCCUAUGUUGAUAAGAUCAGUUUAUUAAUUUCCAUGAUGAUUCAA
Messenger RNA from Vitis riparia (riverbank grape), 1811 nucleotides. RefSeq names its product patellin-4. The record is from RefSeq and is a predicted model, not a curated record. Gene Ontology annotation, molecular function: lipid binding. The transcript is spliced from 4 exons. Bases 107 to 1588 code for a protein of 493 amino acids. NCBI's taxonomy places the organism in Eukaryota, Viridiplantae, Streptophyta, Magnoliopsida, Vitales, Vitaceae.